Messenger RNA from Ostreococcus tauri, 819 nucleotides. Its product is annotated as Myb domain, plants. The record is from RefSeq and is a predicted model, not a curated record. The transcript has a single exon. Gene Ontology annotation, molecular function: DNA binding. Lineage: Eukaryota; Viridiplantae; Chlorophyta; Mamiellophyceae; Mamiellales; Bathycoccaceae. Bases 1 to 819 code for a protein of 272 amino acids.
AUGCGCGCGCGCGAGGGCGAGGCCGCGGGGGGUGCGGACGCGACGCGGCUCCCGGGAACGAGCGCGACGACGUCGGAGGGGAAGAAGGCGCGGAAGCCGUACACGCAGACGAAGACGCGCGUGUCGUGGACGGCGAAGGAGCACGCGCGAUUCGUCAAGGCGUUGCAAAUGUAUAGUCGGGAUUGGAAGAAGAUUGAACAGUACGUGCGGACGAAAAGCGUGGUGCAGAUUCGCUCGCACGCGCAGAAGUACUUCUUGAAGAUGAUUAAGAAUGGUGAGGGAGACGCGCUGCCGCCGCCGAGGCAGAAGAAGGCGCCCGCCGCGACGGCCGCGGAGCUCAAGCUUCACGGCGACUCGAGCGCGCGCGCGGAGGCGAUGCGGUUCAAAGUUGCGAAACUCGCGCACACGCCGCAUCCGAAUCUCACGGGGUAUCACAUCAGAGAUUUGACUGUGAAGAGUCAGACGCCGAACUUCUCAAACGUGUACGACUUUCUCGCUUCAUUUUUCCACACGAAGAAAUCGGGUUGUACACAAGGCGUCGAACCCGCUGAGUCGGCGCAGCUCGAUCAUCUGAACACCAUGAAUGACGUCGACAAAGAGACCGCGCUCGCUCUCGCACAAAACAUGAGGAGGAACUUGACAUCGAGAGAGAUGUGGAAACAGCAGGUGGACCUCGUGAAGGACGGUUACGUCACGUUUCUCGAUAAAGAUGACCUCAGAGCGUUCCAUUCGACAACUACGCCUAAAAAUGCCACCGCGCUCGAUGCAAACGCCGAAAGUGGCGGUGGGAGUAAUGAAGAGACGCAAACUGGGCCUUGA